AUGGCAUGUACAGACGGGCAAGAAGAUGCCGAAGACGGACCGCUCAUGCGGGCGCUUAAUGCUAUGGAACUCGCCCAAAGGAUCGCCCUGAGCCGUCUCGAGGCGCAGAUGGCCCAAACAUAUAAUUUAGCUGCUAAGUCGGCGAACGCCUUGCGUGGCGAUGGUUCAAGCAUUCGUUACGAGCCAGUCUUCUCUGGCCGAGGUGGGGAGGACCCGGGACCGCAUCCUCUCAUUACAUCACUGACCGUUAUUUACACGGCGUCGACCAACGUCGUUGCAGGUUGGGAGGCGUAUUAUGGGCUGCCUAGACAAGGCAAGGGAGUUGCUCUGAGAGAUCGUCAAAGGCUGAUCGCUGCCUAUGUGGGUGCAGACCCAAGGCUACGUGUAAUGUAG
Dacryopinax primogenitus is the source of this 393-nucleotide messenger RNA. RefSeq lists its product as uncharacterized. The transcript is spliced from 3 exons. The coding region runs from base 1 to 393 and encodes 130 amino acids. NCBI's taxonomy places the organism in Eukaryota, Fungi, Basidiomycota, Dacrymycetes, Dacrymycetales, Dacrymycetaceae. The record is from RefSeq and is a predicted model, not a curated record.